Pocillopora verrucosa is the source of this 1118-nucleotide messenger RNA. RefSeq names its product transcription elongation factor SPT4-A. The record is from RefSeq and is a predicted model, not a curated record. Lineage: Eukaryota; Metazoa; Cnidaria; Anthozoa; Scleractinia; Pocilloporidae. Gene Ontology annotation, biological process: transcription elongation-coupled chromatin remodeling; regulation of transcription elongation by RNA polymerase II. Gene Ontology annotation, cellular component: nucleus; DSIF complex. Gene Ontology annotation, molecular function: zinc ion binding; RNA polymerase II complex binding.
UUCAAAUACAAGAUGGAGAGCGUUCCAAAGGAGUUGAGAAAUCUUCGAGCAUGUCUCCUGUGUUCUUUAGUAAAGACCUUAGAGCAGUUUGAAUACGAUGGCUGUGACAAUUGUGAAAAAUAUCUCAGACUAAAGAACAACAAAGAAAAUAUCCUUACUUGUACAAGUGCAAACUUUGAUGGAAUUAUAUCCCUUAUGACACCAGAAGACAGCUGGGUGGCAAGAUGGCAACGAAUUGAUACAUUAGUAAGAGGGUGCUAUGCAAUAUCCGUGAGUGGUAAACUGCCAGGUCAUGUAGUACGGGAACUCAAGGCUAGAGGUGUUACUUACAAAACUAGGGACAGAACCAACCAGUAAAGAGCCUGAUCAGAGUUGGAUAUGGCUGGUAAACUCUACUAGAUGUGUCUUUGUGAAAGUGUAAUCAACAGUUGUGGGAUGGAUAACUGGUACAGACACAAAUUUGAAGAUACUUCUUGUUUACUGCAAAGCUGUAUAGACAUUUUCACAGUUAUCUGACACUGUGCAGUACAAAAUAUUUUCCUCUUUUAUUUCAUGGUCAUAAUGAGGGUAUUAAUAUUGUAAGUAGCAAUAGGAGUAAAAAUGCACAUCAUUGGUCAGACAACAUCUCAUAUGUAUUGAACAUGACAUUGCUGUAGUUCAUGUUUUGAUUAGUGGCAACUUGUCAGCCUGUUGUAAAGAGUAUUCAUUAUUUUUUAAGAAAUUCAGUUAAUAAAACUUAUUUGACCUGAAUACUUAAUUUUUCCAAAUGUUAGUCUUCCUUGAAGGUUGCUAGCUGUUGUUGCAUAGCCAACUCUGACGCUUUUAAGAAGUCUACCAUAACCAGCAGUUCUGUCUGCUUACUUGGUCUGAUGGACACACAAUUAAAAGUUCCACCAUUUUUGUCCAAGAAUCCCACACACCUUUCAAAAAUAUGUAUUUGUCAAUAUGUACAGUAUGAACAACAUAUAUUUCUCAAGGUCUCUAAUAAUUCAUGAAGUUUAAUUAGGGGAAAUCCUAAAACAUAAAACUUUUUUACACCUUUGUCAUUGUUAUUGUUACUUAAGGUUAUCUUAACCUUUAGAAUUCAGAAGAGCAGAUGGAUUUUUUAAAAUUAUGCU